UUGGAAUAGCAAGAUAAAAGUAAAUCUGCGGAGAGACAUCAAAACAGAGGAAACGCAAAAAUCAACUGAAAAACAAAUGUAAUUUGAUAAUAAUGGAUACACAACAGCAAGAAAACCAAACGAAUUACAAAAUCAAAUGUGACAGCGAUAAGUGUCGGAAAAUUAAGAGAUUCGUAAUUAUCGCAUUACUUAUCACCAUUGGCAUUCUGAGCUGGCAUUUCUACGAAUAUUUCCAUAGUAAGCCGUUGCCCAAAACGCCAGAUGAUGUGCUGACCUUGUCCCAAGCACUUUUUGUCGAAGAAACAGCAGCCAGUCCGUAUCUAUACAAUGUAAAUCUCCAGGUCAAGACGAGAGCUGGCGCACAUGAUGAUCGGGCACCCCACCCUCUCUUUGAACUGCAUUCCGAUUUGCUAACUAGGGAUUCCAACUCCACAACAGCUCUGUUGAUGCGGCUCUUCAACAACUACGAACUGGAUGUUGCGGUGCCGGAUCAGGUUACGGCCGAACAUGAGCAGGAGCAGCUGGAUUUUCUGCGAGCCGUCAUGAGCACACGCGUCAUGAAAAUCUCUAUGCGUUUUCUGGUGAAAAGAGGCAUUGUCAGCAGCGACUAUGAAGAACAGCUUAAGUUACUGCAGGAGCUGUGGUUUACUCCGUACUCCAGAGGAAAAGGUAUUGUGGGCAGCUCCAGCUUCGAGCACGUCUUCAUGGCAGAACUUCGGGAUCAAAAGGUGCUUGGCAUGCACAAUUGGCUAUACUUCGCCGAGCAGGAGCAGCAGGGUCACGUAAACUACAAGGGCUGGUUGAAUCGAUUUGACACGGGAAGGCAUAAUCAAUUUGCGUUGGCUUUUCGCAUGAGCUUCUUUGGAAUAGAAAAGUCCUUCAAUGGCUUUCUUGUGGGCACUUCGCCAGAGCUGGAAAUGAGUCUGUAUACAGUAUGCUUUUUAGCCACAGCAGAGAAGGAACCUUGCGAAAUACAGCUGGGCACGGCCAAGUUGUCCAUUGUGUCGCAUGUCUGGGACUGGAAGGGCAAGCGACUGAUAGCUUCAACAUAUGUUGAGUUUCCAUAAGUGCAACUGAGUCUUGGGAUAUACAUACCACAAAUUCUAGUAUUCUAUAGUCAAGUAAACUUCAUUUAGCGCAGGGAACUCUAAUUAUUAAUAUUUAAAUCAGGAUAUGCAUACUUUAAAGUGUGUAUCAAUUUGUAAUAAUUGUGCAUUUUGUAGCAGCAAUCGUUCAUAAUAUUCCGCGUGAAAAACUUGCACGUUUUGUACUUAUUAUAUUGUAUUUUCUCAUUGGAAGAUGGAUAGAUUCGGUAUAACUGUACUUAAAGUAAAAUCCUGUUAAUGUGUAAAUAUGAAGGUCUUUUUCGGACAGGUAAUUGGCGACUGGUGACGCCUAAAGUGCGUGCCAACGUCAAUUUCUGCGCCUGUCAGUCAUGGGCUUCCUGCUAGCCAAACAGCUCAGUUUAAUUGUUUUGACAGCUUCGUAUGGUAUUAAGACGUUCCCUGUUAUAUCUACCCAGUUGUUUAUUAGUUUUAACGUUUAUGUUUAUUGACUGUGUGCAGAAAUAUCUGCUCACCUUAAAUGGCACUUUUGACAUUGAAGCAAAGUGCUUUAUAGACGCGAAAAGGUUAUCAGAAUCGAACAAAAGUAAUUUGCAGGCUUUAAUAUUAAAUUGUUAAGAAUUAUUAAUAUCGCUUUCAUUGGCACGCACUUUUCAUUAUGAAGGAAUAUAAAUUUGAACCUAUUUAUUACUUAUUCAAUUUUUGUCACGCAUUACAAAAUCUAUGGAUCGUAGUCCAUUUUUGGUUGAAUCCAACAAAUAAAUAAGUAAUUCAUAUAAAUAUAUAAUCCUCAGAUGCUUUUUAAAUGCUUCGUUAAAAAGCGAAAUAAAUUUUAAAAAUUACAAACUA
Drosophila novamexicana is the source of this 1913-nucleotide messenger RNA. Its product is annotated as poly(U)-specific endoribonuclease homolog. Bases 93 to 1067 code for a protein of 324 amino acids. NCBI's taxonomy places the organism in Eukaryota, Metazoa, Arthropoda, Insecta, Diptera, Drosophilidae. Gene Ontology annotation, molecular function: RNA endonuclease activity. The transcript has 5 exons. The record is from RefSeq and is a predicted model, not a curated record.